Myxocyprinus asiaticus (Chinese sucker) is the source of this 6615-nucleotide messenger RNA. RefSeq names its product serine/threonine-protein kinase/endoribonuclease IRE1-like. Gene Ontology annotation, biological process: intrinsic apoptotic signaling pathway in response to endoplasmic reticulum stress; IRE1-mediated unfolded protein response; mRNA processing. Gene Ontology annotation, cellular component: IRE1-TRAF2-ASK1 complex. The transcript has 22 exons. Gene Ontology annotation, molecular function: ATP binding; RNA endonuclease activity; protein serine/threonine kinase activity. NCBI's taxonomy places the organism in Eukaryota, Metazoa, Chordata, Actinopteri, Cypriniformes, Catostomidae. The record is from RefSeq and is a predicted model, not a curated record. Bases 131 to 3199 code for a protein of 1022 amino acids.
CGCUGAUAAACGCUUUGAGCCCGAAUGAUGAUCGGCAGCAGCACAAUGAGACAGUAAACUACCGCUAAAGCACCCACAUCUGACGCAUAUUCUCCUGGAUCAUAUCGUGUGUAUAUAUAUGUGUGUGUGAAUGAUGGCGUGGGGCGUGUGCAGCAGAGCUCUGGUGUGGAUUAUAACGGCGUUUUUAUGCUGGAGUCACAGCAUGAUGGGUUUCUGCAGCAGCAGUACGAUGUCUGUAUCAGAGAGUCUGCUCUUUGUGUCCACACUAGAUGGAAACCUGCAUGCCGUCAGCAAGAGAUCUGGAACCAUCAAAUGGACCCUGAAAGAAGAUCCUGUUUUGCAAGUCCCGACACACGUGUCUGAGCCAGCGUUUCUCCCGGACCCUCAUGACGGAAGUCUGUACACUCUUGGAGGGAAAAACAAUGAGGGGCUGACGAAACUGCCGUUCACUAUACCUGAGCUGGUGCAAGCUUCACCUUGUCGCAGUUCUGAUGGCAUCUUAUACAUGGGUAAGAAACAGGAUGUGUGGUAUGUGGUGGAUCUGUUGACUGGAGAGAAGCAGCAAACAUUGACCUCCUCCUACGCUGAGAUGCUCUGCCCAUCAUCCUCUCUACUCUACUUCGGCCGCACAGAGUACACAAUCACCAUGUACGACACCAAGAGCCGAGAGCUGCGCUGGAAUGCCACUUACUCUGAUUACGCCUUCACCCUGCCUGACGAUGACACCAAAUACAAUAUGGCUCAUUUUGUUUCAAACAGUGAUGGUCUGGUGGUGACGGUGGACAGUGAGUCUGGUGACGUGCAGUGGGUGCAGAACUACGACUCUCCUGUGGUUGCCAUCUAUAUCUGGCAGCGCGAGGGACUGCGCAAGGUCCCGCACACUAAUGUCGCCGUGGAAACAUUGCGUUAUCUCACCUUCAUGUCAGGAGAGGUGGGCCGCAUAACACAAUGGAAGUAUCCGUUUCCCAGAGAGAAGAAAACCAAAGAUAAGCUGAUGUCCACUCUGUAUGUUGGGAAACACUCCUCUGGCCUGUACGCUUCUCCCUCACUGGUGCAUGAUGGAGUUACUGUUGUGCCUCGGGGCAGGACGUUUCCAAUGCUGGAAGGGCCCAGUAACCAGGAGUGGAGUAUGAAGGAGGAUCAGGAGUGUGUGAUCACUCCCAGCACCACAGUGAAGUUCAGUGGCGCUUUGAAGGAGAGGAACCGCAUCAACAUCAUGAGGAAUUCGCUGCUGCUCAUCGGUCACCAUGAGACGCCGCCUGAUGCUCAUAAGACAAUUCUGGAGAAGUUUCCAGAGAGCUUCCCCCGCCAGCCCAGCAACGUCAUUCCCCCCACCACAGAGAAGACAAUUGAAGAGAAGGUGAAUGAGAGUGGAAUGGAGGACAGCAGUGCACUGCCUCCACCCGUCUCCUCUCUGCAGGAGAAACCCGGCCGCCCUCCUCGUGUAGAGACUCCUGUGGACUCUAUGCUGAAGGACAUGGCCACUAUCAUCUUCUGCACCUUCCUGCUGACCGGAUGGUUGGCAUUCAUCAUCACCUACCCAAAGAGUGUUCAUAAGCAACAGCAGCUGCAGCACCAGCGGUUUCAGCAGCAGAUGGAGGAGAAACUGCAGCUCCUGCAGCAGCAGCAGCUCAUCUUUCACCCACCUGCAGACCUGCCGCCUGAUGCUGACUUCCUGGAGGUGGCCCACACACGGUCGGAAAGCUCCGCACACAGCAGCCCUAACGUCACCCCACGGGCGUCAAACCACUCCAACAUGUCCCUGUCUGAGAUGGCAAAUUCAGCCAAUGAGCACGAGGACACAGAAGAAGAGUUCAACAUUGUCCGAGUUGGAAACAUUACAUUCAACCCCAGAGAUGUUCUGGGUCAUGGUGCGGAGGGAACGAUCGUCUACAGGGGUCAGUUUGAUAACCGUUCAGUGGCUGUGAAGAGAAUUCUCCCGGAAUGCUUUAGUUUUGCGGACCGAGAGGUUCAGUUGCUGCGUGAGUCGGAUGAGCAUCCCAACGUGAUUCGUUACUUCUGUACGGAGAGAGAUCGGCAGUUUCAGUACAUCGCCAUAGAGCUCUGCAGCGCCACGCUACAGGAGUAUGUUGAACGAAAGGAUUUUAACCGCCACGGUUUGGAGCCGGUGACACUGCUAGAACAAACCAUGUCUGGAUUGGCCCAUUUACAUUCUCUUAAUAUAGUUCAUAGAGAUUUGAAACCACACAACAUCCUGGUAUCGAUGCCGAACACACAUGGGCGAGUUAAGGCGAUGAUCUCAGAUUUCGGUCUGUGUAAGAAGCUGGCAGUGGGCAAACACAGCUUCAGCCGGAGGUCAGGGGUCCCCGGCACAGAGGGCUGGAUCGCACCGGAGGUGCUCAGUGAAGACGCAAAGCACAACCCUACCUGCAUGGUAGACAUCUUCUCUGCAGGCUGUGUGUUUUACUACGUGGUAUCUGAAGGUCAUCAUCCCUUUGGAAAGUCCUUGCAGCGACAGGCAAACAUCUUACUGGGCGCAUACUCACUGGACCACCUACAGCCCGACAGACAUGAGGAUAUUGUUGCUCGAAGCCUGAUUGAGCAGAUGUUGAGUAUGGAGCCAGAGAAGAGACCCUCAGCAGACAGAGUGCUCAAACAUCCAUUCUUCUGGAGCCUGGAAAAACAGCUGCAGUUCUUCCAGGAUGUGAGUGAUAGAAUUGAGAAGGAGCCGUUAGAUGGACCAAUCGUGAGGCAGCUGGAGAGAGGGGGGUGGGUCGUGGUGAAAGGUGAUUGGAGGGAUCAUAUCACAGUGCCUCUACAGACCGAUCUACGCAAAUUUAGAUCAUACAAAGGCAGAUCGGUCAGGGAUCUUUUACGUGCCAUGAGAAAUAAGAAGCAUCAUUACAGGGAGUUGCCUGAGGAGGUGCAGGAGACUCUGGGCUCCAUUCCAGAUGACUUUGUGUUCUUCUUCACUUCCCGCUUCCCUCUUCUCCUGCAACACACACACCUGGCCAUGCGCUCAUGUGCAGUGGAGCGCCCCUUUCUGCCUUACUACCACAUCUCUGAACUGAUCGUACACAGCACACCAACACAGACUCCGUCCACACGGCACACCAGCCAGUUAGUGCCCUUAGACUUAUCACCGUCCAAUCAUAUUGCAGCACCACCUCCAAAUGCCUUGCCAAAAACACAGUCUGAAGCACCAGUUUCAGCUGAGCUCAGCACAGAGCCCAUCUAAAUUGACAUGUUCCAGGGAUGAUCCACCUCGCUGCGUGGAUGCCGUCUGGGCCUGCAGUGCCCCGGCUGUGUCACUGGAGUGGUCGACAUCCCACCUGAAGUGCCUUUUAUACUUAUUUCAGACAGCAGCGCUUGUGUUAGCGACCUGCAGGUUCUUUGUGAAGAUAAUGUGGAGGACGCUGGAGACUUUGAGUGGUCUGUCUUGUGAUCACUGAACGCUGAUGUAGUCAUUCCAUUUUUUUGUUUUAUGUUUUACAUUUUAAUAAGACUUUUGUAAAGUAUGGACACUGUAAUGCACACGUUUGGAAGGCCAGUAAUAUCUUUCUCGAACACUUGAAGUGAACACAAGAAAUUCUGCUGUGCAAUGUUGGUGGAAAAAUGUCACAACCUCACAAAAAAAAAUGUCCGGCUUAUAUUUCACCCUAAAAUCAAAAGGAAAAAAAAUUAAGCCUAUUUUAGGAAUAUGUUUGCUGUAACAUUUUCAUAAAAAUGCCCCAACAAAUUCGUAUUACCGUAAUAAAUUUUUUUAUUUUUUUUUUUUUUUUUUACAGUAAUGAGAAUUCGGAGGGGAAAUGUGAACUCUCAUGAAAAUAAUGUCACAGUGCAAAAAUAUUAAUGGUCCUAAGAAUAAGCUUGUCAUUUUAUUUGUGUGUGAAAUGUGACCUGGACAUGAUCUUGACAGGUUUUGUGAAAAAUAACCUUGGCUUUUCACCCGAGUGUACUAUUGAAUAUAUAUUUUUGUACAUAUUUUGAUCAUUGAUAAUUGAAGUGGCCAAUGUGCCUUUAAAAAUGACACUGUGCUCUGUUUCUUGGUCCUGAGGUGAGGCUCAUGUUUAGUUUUGCCCUUUGCUGCUGUUAAUAUCAGAAUCAACUGUAUCCCAUUACAUGCUCUGGAUGUACUAUAAUGACUAAAUUAAUUAUCCUUUAUAAUGCUUAUAACUUUAGUUAUGCACUUUAUAUGUUGGCUUACUUUAUUUCAACAAAACAUAGCAAACGAGAUGAAUUCAUGUCCUUGGAUGCUGAAUAGUGCUAUUUUGUUUUAGCUUUCUGGUGAUUCUCUGAAAUGGUUAUAAGGAUACAUAGAAAUAAUUACCUUCAGGAGGGAUUCUAAUGGAUAAUGAACUCAGAAACUAUGAACUGUUGUCAGAAAAUACAAGAGAGGUUUUAUAUCAAAGUGCCAUCAAGAUAAAGUCGUAGGCACAGUGCAUGCUGUAAACAGCUUUGUAACAAAACAAAAAACAUGCAGUUUUGAAUUGAAAAAUUUCAAACAGAGCUUUUUAGAAUGUUACAUGUUUUUAUAAUGUUCAGUAUAUAUUAUAAAUAGCACGUUUGGAGAAAAUUGAUGUAAAUACAAUAAUUACUUUUUUUUUUUUUUUUUUUUUUUACAUGUAGUGUUAAUAAAUAAAAGCUGCUAUUGUGCAAUGCCAACCAUAUGUACAUACACCCGACCCAGGCCCUAGUACACACUUAUGAGCCAAAAUUAUGACCACCUGCCUAAUAUGUUGUUGGUCCUCAGCAUGCCGCCAGAACAGUGCCGACCUGCCGAGGCAUGGAUUCUAGAAGACCCCUGAAGUUGUCCGUGGUAUCUGGCACCAAAUCUUUCAAGUCCUGUAAGCACCAUGGAUCGGACUUGUUGGUCCAGCACAUCCUACAGACACUCAAUUGGAUUGAGAUCUGGGGAAUCUGGAAGCAAGGGCAACACCUUGAAUUCAUUCAAACUUCAUUAUGUUCCUCAAACCAUUCCUCAACAAUGUGUGCUGUGUGGCAGUGCGCAUUAUCCUGCUAAAAGAUGCCAUUGCCAUGAAGGGGUGUACCAAGGUUAAGUAGGUGGCAAGUGUCAAAUUGAUGUCCACAUGAAUGGCUGGACCCAGGGUUUCCCAGCAGAACACUGACCAGAGCAUCACACUUCCUCCACCGGCUUCCCACAGUGCAUCAUGGUGCUAUCACUUCUCCAGGUAAACGGCACAUAUGUACAGUAUGUACAUGGCUGUCCAUGUGAUGUAAAAGAAAACGGGACUCAUCGGAACAGGUGACCUUCUCCCACUGCUCCAAGUUCCAGCACUCGCGUGCCCAUUGUCACUUUUGACGGUGGACAGGGGUCAUCAUGGGCACUCUGACCGGUCAGCGGCUACGCAGCAGAGUGUGAUGCACUGUGUGUUGUGACACAUUCCUCCCGUAACCAUCAUUAAUUUUGUCACUUGUUCUUCUGUCGGUUCGGAUCAGACGGGAUAGCCUUCAUUGCCCUCAUGCGUCGAUGAGGCUUGGGUGCCCAACACUCUUUCGCCGGUUUGUCCCUCCUCAGACCACUGUUGGUGCAUACUCACCACAAGCCUUGCCGUUUCAGAGAUGCUCUGACCCAGUCAUCUGGCCAUAACAAUUUGGCCCUUGUCAAAGUCACUUAGGUCUUUACUCCUUCCCAUUUCUCCUGCAUUCAACACGUUGACUACGAGAACUUGUUCACUUGCCAUCUAAUCUACCCAGACCUUGACAUGUGGCCUUGUUAUGAGAUGAUCAACAUUAUUCACUUCAUCUGCGAGCAUCAUUCCAGCCUGAAGUACAUAAAAACAGAAUAGGGUCUUUUUUUUUUGCAUCUCUCUCUCCUCCGGCGGUCUGGAUUGCCUUUUUAUCCCUCUCCAGCUCUCAUUGCAACACAACAGCUGUUAGACAUAAUUUUCCACAGGUGUCCAUCCUUACCACUCUUCCUCUCCUGGCCUCGCUCUACAGACGUCACUUGGCCACGCCCCCAUCACCACAGGGGCAUUUGAAAUUUUGAAGGGGGCACAGAUUGGUCACUUUACCCCAAGAUGUAACACUGCUGAAAAUGAAGUUUUUUCCCCCCACUAAUACCUUCGUUGUCAUCUGAAAGGCAGCAUGAGUCAUGUCUUUGAUGGAUAUGCAGAUGCAUAAGCUCACCGGAAACAUCACCCAGCAUUUGAAAUAAAAUCUAUUAAAAAGAAAAUGCUUUGACAGUUACAAUUUCUUGUAUGCUCAUUUUCUAUCAUUUACCAAAAUUACUGAGAGAACUAAAACAUUCCAUCGAAAUAAACUGGAUUUAGGCUUGCAAACCACAUGAACCUAAACACCUCCUAAAGUAGAGAACAUGAUGCAGUAUAUGUUCACAUCCUGGUAACUGUUGUGAAGCAGAGGCUGCAGCCAGAAGAAGCUUCUUUAUCCCUUGCCUGUGUACAUGUGUCUGAAAUUGUGGCAUGUCAGCAUUUUAAAAUAUGCCAAAAAUUAUACAAAAUAAAAAGUGAAAUCUAAAAUCUUUGUCUAAUAAAUGUCUAAUCACAUGAUCCUCUGGAGUGCACACUCCCAAAAAUUGCCUAUAUUUAUGAUUUACGCAUUUCGAUUUCAUAACAAAAUGUCAUGAAAUUUAACUGCGUGAUCUUUAAAUUAAUAAAACCUCAAUGUUUACAU